This is a messenger RNA of Solanum verrucosum, 522 nucleotides long. RefSeq names its product secreted RxLR effector protein 161-like. The record is from RefSeq and is a predicted model, not a curated record. Bases 1 to 522 code for a protein of 173 amino acids. The transcript has a single exon. Lineage: Eukaryota; Viridiplantae; Streptophyta; Magnoliopsida; Solanales; Solanaceae.
AUGACCAGACCUGAUCUAGCUUUUCCAGUUCAAGUGUUGAGUCAAUACAUGCACUGCCCCAAAGAAUCUCAUAUGGAAGCAGCACUUAGGGUGGUCAGGUACAUAAAAGAAGCUCUAGGACUUGGUUUACUAAUGCCAGCAGAAGACUCUAAUCAACUUCUUUCUUAUUGUGACUCAGACUGGGGAGCUUGUCUAGAAACAAAGAGGUCUGUCACUGGUUACUUAGUUAAGUUUAGAGGUGCCCUGAUCUCUUGGAAGUCAAAGAAACAAGAGACUGUUUCCAGAAGCUCAGCAAAAGCUGAAUUCAGAAGUAUGGCCAAUUGUGCAGCUGAGAUAACUUGGCUUGUAGGUCUGUUCAAGGAACUUGGAGUCAGUAUUGAACUUCCAAUAAAAAUGGUGUGUGACAGUAAAGAUGCAAUUCAGAUUGCUGCAAAUCCCAUCUUUCAUGAAAGAACCAAACACAUAGACAUAGAUUGUCAUUUUGUAAAGGAAAGAAUUUGUCAAGGUUUGAUGAAAACAUAG